AUGCCUGUCAGGAUAAAUCUACCUCCCGCGACACGCGCCGUACUGAUCAGUCAGUUGGCGCUCUCCUUUUUGUAUAACGUCGCCAGAUGGAGACAACUCGAUGACGGUCCUCCAGCCUCAGGGACGCAAAGUACCCCAAUUGUUCCCUACCUCACGCUUGUUCCUUCGAUGUUCUACUAUUACCCAUGGACUAUCCUCACCGCGACCUUUGUAGAGCAAAACAUCUUCACGGUUCUGAUGAAUGGAGCAACGGUGUUUUACGGCGGGAAAUAUCUCGAACGAGCAUGGGGUUCUAAAGAAUUUGGAAAAUUCAUCUUGAUUAUUGCUCUCAUUCCCAAUGCUUUGAUGAUUAUGAUUUAUAUUUUCUGGGGUGCUGUUACUGGCAGCAGUGUUCGAGGUCUUACACAGAUCUGCGGUGGCGUCGCGCUGCAGGCUUCCUUUCUCGUCGCGUUCAAACAACUCGUUCCUGAGCAUACCGUUACGAUUUUGAAGGGCAUCGUCAAGAUGCGGGUCAAGCAUUUCCCUGCUAUUUUUUUGCUGCUUAAUUCCGUCAGCGGUAUCGUUUUUGGCACCGACACCGCUGCCAUACUUGCUUGGAUCGGUCUUUUGACAAGCUGGACAUAUCUUCGAUUCUUCAAAUAUCAGCCCGAUCUUACAGGCACUUCCACCAACGGUCUCGGUUUUAAGGGCGAUGCAAGCGAGACAUUUACCUUUGCAACUUUCUUCCCCGAUGCUAUUCAACCUCCUAUUGCAUUCGUCACCGAGCAGAUAUAUGCGUUUCUCGUUGCCGUCAAAGUCCUCACCCCGUUCUCCGCCGAAGAUAUCGCUUCUAGCACCGAAAAUGCCGUGGCUCGUGGCCAGGCCGGUCUUCCUAGUUUGCUGAGCAAUCCCGGAAGCAGUGCAAGAAGCGCCGGUAAGCGAGAGGAAGCCGAGCGUCGACGAGCCCUUGCGCUCCGUGCUCUUGACCAGAGGCUACAGGCUGCUACUGCCAGCAAGCCUCCCGCCUUGUCUAGUCAGACUCCUGCUGCACCUUCUAGUACAGCCGCACCUGCUGUAUCUGCUGGGCAAAAUAUGCUCGGUGAAACUACAUAUACCCCGGAUAAUUCGUGA
Molecule: messenger RNA, 1110 nt
Organism: Talaromyces marneffei
Lineage: Eukaryota; Fungi; Ascomycota; Eurotiomycetes; Eurotiales; Trichocomaceae
Exons: 2
Coding region: 1-1110 (369 amino acids)
Biological process (GO): retrograde vesicle-mediated transport, Golgi to endoplasmic reticulum
Cellular component (GO): Golgi apparatus; membrane
Source: RefSeq, a predicted model, not a curated record